Echinops telfairi (small Madagascar hedgehog) is the source of this 1374-nucleotide messenger RNA. RefSeq names its product transmembrane serine protease 11F. The record is from RefSeq and is a predicted model, not a curated record. Lineage: Eukaryota; Metazoa; Chordata; Mammalia; Afrosoricida; Tenrecidae. Gene Ontology annotation, molecular function: serine-type endopeptidase activity. Gene Ontology annotation, biological process: proteolysis. The coding region runs from base 1 to 1374 and encodes 457 amino acids. Gene Ontology annotation, cellular component: extracellular region; plasma membrane. The transcript is spliced from 9 exons.
AUGCCUAAAAACAUCAUUAUAGCUACUGAAAGGGUUGCUACGAGUCGAACAGACUUAACAGAACCUACCAGCAACCUAACAACAGUUCAUUCCUUUCUAUUCCACAGACCGCUUGAACUUUCAGAACCUGAAUACCCACAGGUUGAAUAUCAAAGAAGACAGCAGUUUUGGGAUCCUAUAAGGCUAGCGAUUUUCACAUUGAUAAUUGCAGCAAUCAUAGGAAUUGCAAUUGGUAUAGUCACGCAUUUCGUGGUUGAGGACGAUAGGUCAUUCUAUUACCUUGCCUCUUUUAAAGUCACAAACAUCAAAUACAAAGAAAACUAUGCAAGGAAAACCUCAAGAGAGUUUAUCGAAAGGAGUCAUCAGAUUGAGAGAAUGAUGUCCAGAAUAUUUCGGCGUUCUGGAGAAAGCCGGUUCAUCAGAACUCAUGUCAUCAAGCUAAGUCCCGAUGAAGAUGGUGUGAACAUUCUUUUGGUGCUCAUGUUUCGGUACCCAUCUACUGAUAGUGUUGCAAGAAUCAAGAAAAGAAUAGAAAAUAUUGUGUAUCAAAGUUUGAAGACCCAAACCUUGCCUUUGACUAUAAGCAAACCAUCAUUUAGACUCACACGCUGUGGGAUAAGGAUGACAAAUUCAAAUAUGCCAAUACCAUCGUCCUCUUCUAUGGAAAGAAUUGUUCAUGGCAGAGAAACAGCGAUCGAUGGGGAGUGGCCGUGGCAAGCCAGCCUCCAGCUCAAAGGGGCGGGCCAUCAGUGCGGGGCCAGCCUCAUCAGUAACACCUGGCUCCUCACGGCAGCCCAUUGCUUCCGAAAAAAUAAAGACCCAAGUCAAUGGGUUGUAACUUUUGGUAUAACUAUAACACCACCUGAAGUUAAACGGAAUGUGAAAAAAAUUAUCAUUCAUGAAAAUUACCACAGAGAAACAAAUGAAAAUGACAUUGCCUUGGCCCAGCUUGCUACUAGAGUUGAGUUUUCCAGUAUAGUCCAAAGAGUCUGUCUUCCAGAAUCAUCUAUAAAGUUACCAGCUAAAUCAAGUGUAUUUGUUACAGGAUUUGGAUCCAUUGUAGAUGAUGGACCUACACAAAAUACACUUCGCCAAGCCAGGGUAGAAACCAUAAGCACUGAAGUAUGUAACAGAAAGGAUGUGUAUGAUGGAAUGAUAACUCGAGGGAUGCUGUGUGCAGGGUUCAUGGAAGGAAAAGUAGAUGCUUGCAAGGGAGAUUCUGGCGGACCUCUGGUUUAUCCUGAUAAACGUGACAUCUGGUACCUUGUUGGUAUAGUAAGUUGGGGACAAUCAUGUGCUCUUCCCAAAAAACCUGGAGUCUACACAAGAGUGACUAAGUAUCGAGACUGGAUUGCCUCAAAGACCGGCAUCUAG